CUUGAGUUAAGAAAUUCUGCCGAAAAGAAACUCAAAAACGGGUUUUUCUUCUGCCACCUUCUUCUUCACAUUGUUGCGUGUUCUAACACCUUCUUCUUUUAUUCUUGAUCACCCACAAGAAAAUUUGUUACGAAACCAAGUUCACAAUCUCAAAGGGUAUCUGUAACUAUAUUUUCAUGGAGAAACAGAACCAUACGACAGACACUGAUGAGUUUUCGACUCUGGGCCCCACAUCGAACGAGCCACACACUCCAAUGGUGCAUGUCAACGCCGACAACAACAACAACAACGUUGUUAGCGCCGCCGUUAACGUUGGAGUUGGUUCUGUUUCGGAGCUUGUUGUGGCUGUAGCAAAGUCCGAGGCUGUAGGUUCGGGACAGAUGGUGAAGAGAGGGAGGGGGAGGCCUCGGAAGUACGACGCUGUCGGGAGUGCUGUGUUGCCGGCGACGACGGGACCGCCGGGAUUUUCUGAUCAGACUGUCAAGAGAGGUCGGGGACGCCCCCGUGGUUCUGGGAAACUGCAGAUUCUAGCUUCCAUUGGUGGUUUUGUGGCAGAAACAGCUGGGGGAAGCAUCAUACCUCAUGUGCUGACUGUGAAAAUUGGAGAGGAUUUGGUCAGCACCAUAAUGUCAUUUUUUGACAAAGGCCCUCGAGCAGUUUGCAUACUUUCUGCCACUGGUGCUGUUUCAGAUGUGGCCAUUCGCCAAAAUGGUGCUUCUCAUGUUAUUAUGAGACUUGAGGGUACCUUUGAGAUAUUGUCUUUAUCUGGAGCAUGUACCUACACUAGUAGCCCUUCUGGUCUAGUUCGUAAAACUGGCUCGUUGAGUGUUUCAUUGGCUAGAACUGAUGGGAGAGUUUUUGGAGGUGUUCUUGAGAGUGCAUUGGUAGCAGCUUGCCCUAUUCAACUUGUUAUGGCCUCUUUCAAGCAAAACAUCAGCAGCCAACAAAUUAAGAGAAAACAGUUGUCUGAAUCUUCUAAUGCACCCCUUAUGCUGUGCAAUUCAGAUUCAGAAAGGGACCAACUGAAACUUCCAAAGUUGACAGGAGGUGAGAAGAGUUGUCCUUCACCACCACCAACAACACUUGAGCCAACAGCAACAGCUAAUGGUGUAGCAGAUAAUGUCUUUGUUGCAACAUCCAAUGGAAUGGUAGAUAAUGCUAUUACUCCAGAUCACAACGUGCACUCUCCCUCUGUUAAUGGUGUUGUUGAUUUAGACAGCCAGGCCCCGCAGCCCGCAUCAGACGAUUCAGACCAAAGGACUUAUGCAGAUGUGAGUGCAAGUGUCAUGGUGUUAUGAAGUUAUCAACAAUAGCCUCUUUCUUCAAGUUUUCAUUGUGGAGAUUAAGUUUUAUGUUUCCUUUUGUUCAUGCCAGUGGUUAAAUUGUUUUUAGUGUCUGACUUUAUGAGAAGUUGUUCAUCAUGUAGUUUUGGUGAAGUGGGAGAGAACUCGUUAGUCAUCUUUGUAAAAAUGUGAUGCUUCAUUCGGUGAUUUCAUUUCGUGCUUUAUUUCUUAAA
Messenger RNA from Glycine soja, 1516 nucleotides. Its product is annotated as AT-hook motif nuclear-localized protein 9-like. The transcript has 5 exons. The coding region runs from base 177 to 1298 and encodes 373 amino acids. Gene Ontology annotation, molecular function: minor groove of adenine-thymine-rich DNA binding. NCBI's taxonomy places the organism in Eukaryota, Viridiplantae, Streptophyta, Magnoliopsida, Fabales, Fabaceae. The record is from RefSeq and is a predicted model, not a curated record.